AACUCUGAACUUAGAACAAGUUGUUCAUUCACAGCUCAGAGCCUCUCCUGCCUGCAGGUUAAAAACCCAGAAGCAAAGCAAGAGUGAGUCUGUAACUUGGACUUGGAAAUGACAAGGACGCCUACACGUGAAAGGUCAGACUGACCUAAAUAAGAAAGGAACUGAUACUUGAUUUUAAAUUUUAAGUAUAGUUGAAACUUUUUUUUUGCUUUAUUUAUUUUUAUUUUGUAUAGUGUAAAAUACUGAAGAAUAAUUAUUUCCAUUGACUGUAUUCCUUGACCAGCUGGGACUGUAAUGGAUUGCUGGAAGAACCUGCAGCAGAGCAGCUGGGGUUAUCCCACUCUGAUUCUGUGUAUGUAUGGCUUUUUCUCAACGAUAAGACCUUCAGAGCCAUUUCUAACACCAUACUUAACUGGGUCAUACAAAAACUUGACAAUUGAUCAGGUUACAAAUCAAAUUUUUCCAGUAUGGACUUAUUCGUACCUUGUUAUACUUUUUCCAGUUUUCUUGGCCACCGAUUACUUACGAUACAAGCCAGUCAUCCUUCUACAAGGAGCAAGCUAUUUGAUUACCUGGUUGAUGCUUUUGUUUGCCCAAGGAGUGUUAGCCAUGCAGUUUGUUGAAGUUUUCUAUGGCAUGGUAACAGCUACAGAUGUAGCAUAUUACUCAUACAUUUACAGUGUGGUCAGUCCUGAUCAUUACCAGCGAGUAACCAGCUACUGUCGAAGUGUUACUUUAGUGGGAUUCACUAUUGGAUCUGUGCUUGGUCAAGUUCUGGUUUCUUUUGCAGGUGUCUCCUACUUUCAUCUCAAUGUCAUAUCUACGGUUUUUGUCUCAGUUGCAAUUGUAGCAUCAUUCUUCCUACCAAUGCCACAAACAAGCAUGUUCUUCCACAGAAAAGCUACAAGGGAAAUGUCUCAGCCCCCAACCAAUGACCAGAAUCAAAUUAGCCCUCCUAACACUAACAUCAAUGAAGCUAAUAAAGAGCUGCAUAUCCCCUCUGAAACAUCAAUGGAUUCUGAAUAUGACAAAAGUCACAUCAAAAAGAAUGAGACAUUUUUAUUUGUAAAAGUGAUUUUGAUGCUUUGGGCAGAUUUCAAAGAAUGUUACACUUCCAAGGAACUACUUUACUGGUCCAUCUGGUGGGCCAUGGCCACUUGUGGUUACAAUCAGAUUGUGAAUUAUGUCCAGGUCUUAUGGGAUCAUAUUGAACCAUCUAGUAACAUGACAGUGUAUAAUGGUGGAGUCGAAGCUGUAUCGACACUUUUAGGUGCUGGUGCAUCGUUUGCUGUAGGCUAUGUCAACACUGACUGGAACCUUUGGGGCGAACUGUCACUGGGCAUCUUUUCAGCAGUCGAUGCAGGUGCGCUGUACCUAAUGGACCUGACAAACAAUAUCUGGGUGUGCUAUGCUGGUUAUUUGAUAUUCAAAUCUUCUUACAUGCUACUCAUCACAAUAGCAACGUUUCAGAUAGCUUCUAAUCUCAGUAUGGAACGUUACGCUUUGAUGUUUGGAGUAAACAAUUUCAUUGCUCUAGCUCUACAGACAAUUCUUACAGUGAUUGUUGUUGACAAAAGUGGCCUUGGAUUAGAGAUUAUUACUCAGUUUCUUGUGUAUGGAAGCUAUUUUGCGGUCAUUGCUCUAAUUUUCUUGAUAAGAGGCAUAUUUAUUUAUACUCAUCACAGAUGUACAAAGAAGAAAGAGACUUCUCCUGUAGAACCUGAGAUGCGUUUCUAGAGUGUCUUUAGACAGCUUAAUUUUAUGAGAUUUUUUGCAUUUUUCAUUAUUAAUCAUUUAUGCAUUUUAUUUUAAUACUGUUCCUUCAUAGACUAAACACUGCUUUUUUUGCUUUUUAUAAGUUUUUACUUGCUUAAAAAUACUCUCAUAAAUUAAACCUCUGUUAUUUAUGUUGCCA
This is a messenger RNA of Protopterus annectens (West African lungfish), 1915 nucleotides long. It is a transcript of the gene SLC19A3, whose product is annotated as solute carrier family 19 member 3. NCBI's taxonomy places the organism in Eukaryota, Metazoa, Chordata, Ceratodontiformes, Protopteridae. Gene Ontology annotation, molecular function: thiamine transmembrane transporter activity. The record is from RefSeq and is a predicted model, not a curated record. Gene Ontology annotation, biological process: transmembrane transport; vitamin transport. The coding region runs from base 295 to 1737 and encodes 480 amino acids. Gene Ontology annotation, cellular component: plasma membrane. The transcript has 5 exons.